Molecule: messenger RNA, 10401 nt
Organism: Oreochromis niloticus (Nile tilapia)
Lineage: Eukaryota; Metazoa; Chordata; Actinopteri; Cichliformes; Cichlidae
Gene: abca7
Product: ATP-binding cassette, sub-family A (ABC1), member 7
Exons: 49
Coding region: 1698-8819 (2373 amino acids)
Biological process (GO): lipid transport; transmembrane transport
Cellular component (GO): intracellular membrane-bounded organelle; membrane
Molecular function (GO): ABC-type transporter activity; lipid carrier activity; ATP binding
Source: RefSeq, a predicted model, not a curated record
AAUGACUUUAAGUUUGAAUUGAAUUUUGAAUUUUCUCUGAUCCACACAGGGUCAAAUAUAAACGUACCCACUUAAAUCUUUUAAGAAGUGGAGUGUAGGGUUCUACAAUGUCUAAUAAAUUGAGAAGGUCAAUACCUAUUCUUGUUAGCAAUUGUGAUUAAAUACAAUUAGGAGUUUCUCUUUGCUAGCCUAAGGAUUUGUUUGACAACACUCUGGUUUGAUCAUCAGUUUAAACAACUGUAAGUACAAGUUGUUUGGCUGUAUCCUGGCUUUGCAGAGGUCUGUAAGAAGACCUUCCACUUUAAGAUGAAAGGACACAAAGCCUGCUAUGAAUUAGAAAUGGUUGGAAUGCCAGUGUCCACAGUGAAACAUGUUUUACAUCACCAUGGACAGUUCAAGCUCAACUUAAAUUUGAAGUUGCCCACAUGGACGAGCUAAAUGUCUUCUGGAGAAAAGCUUUAAGGUGAGAUGAGACAAAGAUUGAGCUGUUUAGAGGAGCAAAGGUGAGGCUUUCAAACCUAAGACUACUACCAGUUGUCAAGCAUGGUGGUGGUAACAUCAUGUUUUGCUGCCAGUGGUACUGGUCCAUUGCAGAAAGUGGAUGGAAUAAAUUCUUCAACUCAAAUCACCAGCUAGACUGUUAAAACUUGGACACAGCUCACCUCUACCAAUUCUGCCAGGAGGAGUGAUAAGUAUGCCAGAAGUUUUAUUGAUGGCUACCAGAACCGUCUGGUCUCGGUGCAACUCUUUCAAGAAGGCAGCACAUACAGACCUAUGCAGUGGCACAGCGCUCCCAACUAAAGAACUCAUAAUGGACUGCAGGAGGCACAGACAGGGUCACUCCCCUCUCAAUACAAAUGGAGAUCUUUCUUCAUCUUCAGGUUUCUGGGCAUCCACACGUCCGCCAAUCACAUCUGGACCCAUAACACCAACGCCCUGGUAAAGAAGGCCCAGCAGCAGCUUCACUUCCUCCAUGUGAGGAAGAAUAACCUGGACCGGAAGCUGCUGCUGCUGGUCUUCUGCCGCUCAUCAGUAGAGAGCGUGCUCUCCUACUGGGUGUUUCACCUGUUGCACUCUGGUCGGCAUCUCAGGUCAAUCAGGUCUCACACCUACAGACUUACAAACAGCUACUGAUUCCAUAUAAAACAAAUUGGAUGCUUAUACACUGGUAUGCCACUUUAAAAAUGUCAGCAGUGCAAUGUCUAGUGAAAAUGAACUGGUGCCGUUUAUUAAUGAUUAAUUGUAAUUGUAAUUGUAAUUUUUUAAUAGUGUCAGACUUAAGUUACAACGCUUUGUUGCUUGUAUUGAUAAAAAUAUCCUUCUUUAUGAAUUACUUCUUGAACACAAGGGAACGGUUCAUAUUACUUAAAGCGCUCCGAACCUGUCAGUUCUCUUUUUUUCCAUGAGCCAUUUUUCUUCAGUUACGAAAUUAUAACAGUAACCAAUCGGAUUCCUAACCGGCUUUUAUGGCCACGCCCCUUUGAAUGUGUUUGACCAUUCCGCUUCAUGUGUGGGCGGAACUUUACGCUGCUUACAGCUGCUAUCACAAACACUGGGAAGUCAAUGUCAAGCUGUCGGCCGCUGGUGUAUAGGAAACGCGGAGAGGAGCUUUAAAAUCAGCUUUAUUACACAGAGGUAAUCAUUAACAUCUGUUUUACACUGAGGAUCACGUCAUGGUCAGGUAGCUGCUGAGAGCGAUGGGGUUUUUCAGACAACUGUUCCUCCUGCUCUGGAAGAACAUCACGUACCGCAGAAGGAACAAGAUCCAGCUGAUUAUCGAGCUCCUCUGGCCGCUCUUCCUCUUCGUCAUCCUUAUCUCUGUCCGUCAUUCGCACCCUCCUUACAAACAGAGCCAAUGUCACUUUCCAAACAAAGCGCUGCCAUCAGCAGGGACCUUGCCCUGGAUUCAGGGCAUUAUCUGCAACAUCAACAACCCUUGCUUCCACAGCCAGACACCAGGGGAGACACCCGGCCAAGUCGGCAACUUUAACAACUCCAUACUGUCUCGGCUUCUAGUGGACGUCCAGGCCGUUCUGGCCUACAGUGGUAAUCAGAGCUUCGCCGGCUUUCAGAAGCUAAUGGAGAGCGUCCGGAAGCUGGGACAAAGAAAUGGAGCUCUGCCAAAUCUCCCAGUAAAACAAUACCUGAGACCCAAUGAGACAUUUUCCACCUUCCUCCUGACCAAUGCCAGCAUGUCACCUGUGACUGUGGACACGCUGCUAAAUGCUAGACUUAAUUUUCAGACUACACUGGCUGUAGCGGAGAUGCAGCUAAAGGACAUGGUGUGUAAUAGGAGCGUCCUAGAACAGCUGCUGACGGUGGACGGAGGAGAAGCCGCCAUGACUGAUCUUCAGACCCAGAUGUGUGACUUACCAGCUGAUGUGCUGCAGGAGACUGAGCGCCUUUUCCUGUCUCAGCUCGACUUGACCAAGUUCUUCACGAGAGACCGUCUAAUGGCCAACGCUGGAGAACUCAGGGUCAUCAGUCAGGCUGUCACCUCAGUUUCCCAGGAGCUCACUGCCCUCCUGGAUGAUAUCUCCUCCCUCUCCAGUUUUGCAGACAUGAGCGCGGCUCUUCGUGUCCUGUCUCCAGAAAAUCGUACAGCGAUGCCCAGAGAAAGUUUCAGAGCUUUUUCGAAGAUCGUGUGCGGUCACCAUGAACUUGACGGUGAACGCAUCCCGUCCCUUAACUGGUAUGAAGACAAUGACAUCAAGUCCUUUUUGGGCAAAAAUGGCACAGAGGACGUGAAUGUGGAACACAACAACAAUACAACUCCCUUCUGUAAAAAUCUGAUCCAGGCACUGGAGUCCAACCCUCUGUCUCGCAUUGUGUGGCGAGGAAUCAAACCUUUGUUCAUAGGAAAACUCCUCUACACACCCAACACUCCCGCAGUCCAGGAAGUUAUGAAAGAGGUGAACAAAACAUUUGAAGACCUGCAGAUUAUCCAGGAGCUAAAUGAAGCCUGGCUUGAGGUGGGACCACAAAUCAAGAGCUACAUGGAGACCAGUGUGGAGGUUAAGAUGCUACAGGAUUUGUUAAGGCAGCCAGAGAUUGCAGUACUGGUUAACCUGCGUUUGGAAGACACGCCCUGGACAGCUUCACGCAUCGCACGCUUCCUGUCGACACCCUCUCCAGAUAUCCCACGGAGGCCUGGCGCACCGCUGACCUGGCUGGACAUCUACAAUGACAUAAACCAAACUAUCUCCACUCUUGCACAAGUCACAGAGUGCUUCUCUCUGAACAAACUGGAGGGGCUGGAAACUGAGGGUCAGCUGAUUGAAAGAGCGCUGGAGCUACUAGAGGACAGGCAGUUCUGGGCAGGUGUGGUUUUCCUGCUGCCCAACACUUCCUCGUCUGAGCUGCCCCCACAUGUCACCUACAAGAUCCGAAUGGACAUUGAUGAUGUAACCCGCACCAACAAGCUCAAAGACCGGUUUUGGGAUCCGGGUCCAGCUGCUGACCCCUUCAGUGACAUGCGUUAUAUUUGGGGUGGUUUCGUGUAUGUUCAAGACCUGGUGGAGAGAGCGGUGAGCCGAGUGCUCACCGGAGUUCGACAGACUACCGGCAUCUACGUCCAGCAGAUGCCAUACCCCUGCUAUGUGGACGAUGUUUUUCUUCGAGUGCUGAACCGCUCUCUGCCGCUCUUCAUGACACUGGCGUGGAUCUACUCUGUGGCCAUGAUCAUCAAAGGUGUGGUGUACGAGAAGGAGGCGAGGCUGAAGGAAACCAUGAGGAUCAUGGGUCUAGGAACUGGGACACUUUGGUUCAGCUGGUUCAUCAGCAGCAUAGUGCCAUUCCUGGUUUCUGCAGCACUGCUCAUCGCUCUGCUCAAGUGGGGCGACAUCUUGCCGUACAGCAACCCAGCCGUUAUUUUUUUCUUCCUCACAGCUUUUGCCACUGCCACCAUCAUGCAAUGUUUCCUCAUCAGCACCUUCUUUUCAAAGGCCAACCUGUCAGCUGCCUGCGGGGGACUCAUCUACUUCGGACUCUACCUGCCUUAUGUCCUGUGUGUCGCCUGGAGAGACCACCUCAACAGCACACACCGAAUCUUAGCUAGUUUCCUUUCUCCUGUAGCCUUUGGCUUUGGCUGCGAGUAUUUCUCUCAGUAUGAAGAGCAAGGCGUGGGCAUUCAGUGGUACAACCUGCACUCCAGCCCUGUGGAAGGAGACCGAUACAGCUUCACUGUCUCCAUAGUUAUGCUGUAUGUGGAUGCCUUCAUCUAUGCCAUCGCUGCCUGGUACAUCGAAGCAGUGUUUCCUGGUGAGUAUGGGAUCCCCAGGCCAUGGUACUUCAUCUUUCAGCUCAACUACUGGGGAGGUGUUCCCCUUGAAGCAGGCAUGCCGAUCCCCCCUGCACCUACAGAACAGAAUGAAGAUCACAUUGAACCAGAACCCAGUAACAUGAUUCUGGGCGUAAGCAUCAGAAAUCUGGUGAAAAUCUACAAGAAGGGGGGGAAACUGGCCGUAAACCACCUGAACCUGAAGUUCUAUGAGGGGCAGAUCACUUCUUUCCUGGGCCACAAUGGAGCCGGCAAAACCACCACCAUAUCUGUCCUGACCGGUCUGUUCCCACCCACCUCUGGGACCGUGUACAUCAAAGGGAUGGACAUCCGCCAUGACAUGGACCUCAUCAGGAGGACGCUGGGAGUUUGUCCCCAGCACAAUGUCCUGUUUGACAUGCUGACGGUAGAGGAGCAUGUGUGGUUUUAUGGCUGUAUGAAGGGUUUGUCCGAAGCAGAGGUGAAGGCGGAGCUGGACACUUUGCUGGAGGAUGUCGGCCUCCUGCACAAGCGACACGAACAGACCAAAAACCUCUCAGGCGGCAUGCAGAGGAAGCUGUCUGUGGCGAUAGCGUUUGUCGGAGGCUCAAAGGUGGUCGUCCUGGAUGAACCUACAGCUGGGGUUGACCCGUACUCCCGCAGAGGGAUCUGGGACCUGCUGCUCAAAUACCGCAAAGACCGGACCAUCAUCCUGUCCACCCACUACAUGGACGAGGCAGAGUUGUUAGGUGACCGGAUCGCCAUCAUCUCUCAGGGGAAGCUGUGCUGCUGUGGCUCACCGCUCUUCCUUAAAUCCCAGCUGGGGUCUGGCUACUACCUCACUGUGGUGAAGAGGGAAGGACUGGACACCAGCACUCCCAGUAAUUUCAGUAUUUCCACCAGUGCCAGCUCCAACAAGCUCCCUCCUCUCAUCAAGGACAGCGACUCAUCACUGAGUGAAGACACCGGGCUGGGAAGUGAGGAUAGCAGCUCAUAUUUGGCAGCUUUGCUGUCACUGGUUCAACACCACAUCCCUGGUGCCAGACUGGUGCAGGAGUCUAGACGUGAGGCGGUGAUCAACCUGCCACAGACGGCCGCCAAAGACAGCAGCCUGGCCAUCCUACUGAUCGCACUGGACCAGAGACUGACUGAACUGGGAAUCAGCAGCUACGGGCUGUCAGACAGCACGCUGGAGGAGAUCUUUCUGCGGGUGGCAGAGGAGACAGGUGUGGACACUGAAGCAGAGGUGCAGCCUGAAUCACCCCACAGCCAGCAGCCGUCAGGACAGGGAACUGAUGGCCAUCCUCUAGACGAAGCAGAAACAGGAAGGAAAAAGCCUCAUAGAAAAGCAGAACCUCAGGAGACAGACCUGCUGAAUGGCGAUGGCCACGGUGGGGUGCCUGCAACCGGCUGGUGGCUGACAUGGCAGCAGCUGAGAGCGCUCUUCAUCAAACGCUGGCUUUACGCUCGGAGGAGCCGUCGGGGAAUCUUUGCCCAGAUCGUUCUCCCUGCUGUAUUUGUGCUGAUCGCCCUGCUCUUCAGCCUUAUUGUUCCUCCUUUUGGGAAGUACCCUGCCCUGCAGUUGCAUCCCUGGAUGUACGGCGAGCAGUACACCUUCUUCAGCAACGAUGAUCCUGGAAACCCAGCAAUGGAGAAUCUGCUUGAAGCUCUCCUUGACCAGCCUGGAUUUGGUACCAAGUGCAUGGAAAAGGAGGACAACAUGACGGAUCCUCAGUGUGAAGCUGGGCGGGGUGGUUUAUUCAUGAGGCCACAGUUAUCUUACUCUACCUGGGACAUGUUCAGCAGAGGCAACUGGAGCAGAGACAGACCCUCACCUGAAUGUCAGUGCAGCACAGAAGACGUCUACCGAAUGCUCCCCGAGUGUCCUGAGGGUGCUGGAGGGCUUCCGCCUCCACAGAUUAAAAGGCCGACUGGAGACAUCCUGCAAAAUCUGACAAGUUAUAACAUCUCAGAUUACCUGGUGAAGACCUACUCUCAAAUCCUUAAGAAAAGCCUAAAAACCAAGAAGUGGGUGAAUGAAUUCAGAUACGGAGGCUUCUCCUUCGGAGGUAGAGCUGUAUCUCAAACCCAAUAUCUCCAAGACUCGGUCAUGGCCAUCAGGACUCGUUUCCGAGUCCCACAGAACAGUUCACUGGGAAACCUGCUGCACAGACUCCCAGAGGUCUUAGGAGGGCUGAACAGUGAAAACAAUGUGAAGGUGUGGUACAACAACAAAGGCUGGCACGCCAUGGUGUCAUUUGUCAAUGUGAUGAACAACGGCCUGCUGAGAGCGAGUCUGCCACCAGGUCCUGAGAGGAGGAAGCACGGCAUCACUGCCUACAAUCACCCACUCAACCUCACCAAGGAGCAGCUCACCGAAGUAGCCAUGAUGACUACAUCGGUGGAUGUCCUGGUUUCCAUCUGUGUGAUCUUUGCCAUGUCCUUCGUGCCGGCCAGUUUCGUCCUUUUUCUGAUCGAGGAGCGAGUCAGCAAAGCUAAACACCUGCAGUUUGUCAGCGGGGUCAAACCGAUUCUCUACUGGCUGGCCAAUUUUACUUGGGACAUGUUAAACUACACCAUUCCUGCUAUCAUGGUGGUGCUGAUUUUCAUCAGUUUCCAGCAGCAGUCAUACGUUUCUGAGACCAACCUGCCCGCUCUUAUCCUGCUCCUCCUGUUCUACGGGUGGUCCAUAACCCCUCUUAUGUACCCAGCAUCCUUUGUGUUCACUGUCCCAAGCACAGCUUAUGUAUUUUUGACCUCCAUCAACCUCUUCAUUGGAAUCAACGGCAGCAUCGCCACCUUCGUCCUGGAGCUGUUUGUAGAUGAGUAUCUGAACGAGGUGAACAGAAUCCUGAAGAAGGUGUUUUUAAUCUUCCCUCAUUUCUGUUUGGGACGAGGACUUAUCGACAUGGCCAAAAACCAGGCCAUGGUGGAUGCCUUCAAAAGACUGGGUACCAAACCAAGCCUGGACCCCCUUCAGUGGGACUUUGUAGGAAAGAACCUUUUUGCAAUGGCAGUAGAAGGUGUUGUCUUCUUCAUCUUUACCAUACUCCUUCAGUACAAAUUCUUCAUCCGCUACAGGCCUUGGUGGACUAAGCCUGAGUUGCCUCCUCUUGGUCCAGAGGAUGAGGAUGUUGCGAGAGAGAGAGAGAGGGUCAAAAGUGGGAAAGCACACUCAGACAUCCUCACCAUGAUCGACCUGAGCAAGGUUUAUAAAGCUGGCAGAAAGCCAGCCGUAGACCGUCUUUGCCUCGGGAUUCCUCGCAGCGAGUGUUUUGGGCUGCUUGGGGUCAACGGAGCUGGGAAGACUUCAACAUUUCGGAUGCUGACUGGAGAUACACCUGUCACUCAUGGAGAGGCUUUCCUCAGCCAGCACAGUGUGCUGACAGAAAUGGAGCAGGUCCACCAGCUGAUGGGUUACUGCCCACAGUUCGAUGCCAUCAGCGACCUGCUCACAGGUCGGGAACAUCUGGAGCUGUACGCCCGCCUGCGAGGGGUGCCAGAGGAGUUCGUCUCUAAGGUGGCGCAGUGGGGUGUGAAGAAGCUGGGGCUUACUCAGUAUGCAGAUCAGGAGGCUGGAGGCUACAGCGGGGGCAACAAGAGGAAACUCUCCACAGCUAUCUCCCUCAUCGGGUCUCCACCUGUCAUAUUCCUGGAUGAGCCCACCACUGGCAUGGACCCAAAAGCCAAAAGAUUUUUGUGGAACUGCAUCCUCAGUGUCACCAAAGAGGGAAGAGCUGUAGUGCUAACCUCACACAGCAUGGAGGAGUGCGAGGCACUUUGCACCAGGAUGGCCAUCAUGGUCAACGGCAGGUUUCGGUGUCUUGGGUCUGUGCAGCACCUGAAGAACAGGUUCGGUAAUGGAUACACCAUCAUCCUUCGUUUGGCAGACACCAAAUCGGACCCUGACUCGUGUCCCGUCAGCGCCUACAUGAAGGAGUGUUUUCCCAAUAUUGAGCUGAAGGAGCGGCACCAGAAUGUGCUGCAGUACCAGCUACCGUCGCACGCCUGCUGCCUUGCUCGCGUCUUCGACGUGCUGGCAAACAACUACGAGGAGCUGGACAUCGUUGAUUUCUCCAUUUCACAGACCACGCUGGACCAGGUGUUUGUCAACUUUGCCAAGGAUCAGACUGAUGACGACUGCCUCACAGAUGUGGUCGUCAGCAACGGGACAGUACAGCCAAACGCACCCGAGCACAGAGUUAAUCCUCCCAUCAAUAAACCACAACCACCAAUCGUUCCUCCUCAACCAAGCAAAAGUCCACACCUGCCUGGGAAAUCAUCUGACAGCAAGGCAAAGGCGGGUAAGCCGAAAAAAGAAAAAUCUAGCAAAGGCAAAUCUGGCUCUGCAGCAAUGCGCGCAAUACCACAGCCAGAGGAAAUGGCCCGGGAGGUGGCUAAUGUGAGCCGCAGGGCCAGCACUGAAUCAGACGGCAGUAACAGCGGUGUUCAGGGAGAAUCAGGUAAAUCUCGUGGGUCGAAACGCAGAGCAGAGAGUUCCAGCAAAGAUCCCUCUGUUCUCUUUAUAGUCGGCGGCAACUCAGAGGAGAGCACGCUAUGAAGCGGACUGGCACUAAACGAGCGGACCAAAGACAAACAAAAGCUUCAUCUUCCCCUCUGUAUCAUCAUUUGAAUGCUGCAAAGUCUUCACAGGGACAUGAACAAAUGAGCACUUUAAAGUCCAUCAGUAAGAAAACGGCAGUGGAGAAGUGGACUGAAAUGUUACUGUCUGAGAAAAACAGAGUAGAAGCUUUAAAAGAAACAACCGAAGGUCCUUUGUGGUAAUGACUUCGGUGCCUUGCUCAGCUCUUUCAUCUAUAACUCUUUACCCUUCACAGCAACUAAAAUAAGUAUAGAAAGCAUCAGUUUUAUAAGCAAAUAAAUUUCUAAAGGUGCGGCUCAAAUCCUCACCAGAUGACAGUAAAACUAUACCAUACCAUAUCAAACAAUAGAUGUCCACAAAUUAUGUUUUGUGUGAUAAUGAGAAAUUACACAGAGGAAAAAGUGCUGAACACGGUUACUGAAAUGGAUUUAAUACUUUGUUAAAAAAAAGGAUGCAUGUAGGCCAUCGUGGAUGAGUGCAUCCACGGGGGCGAUCGUGGCUCAAGAGUUGGGAGUUCGCCUUGUAAUUGGAAGGUUGCCGGUUCGAGCCCCGGCUCGGGCAGUCUCGGUCGUUGUGUCCUUGGGCAAGAACUCUUCUGAUCAUCCUUUUCGCUCCUCUGUCUGAAGUCUUGCAAAGAGCCGCUGGUUGUGACUGGUUUGUGGUGAAAUUAUGUCCUUUCCACUUCACGAUUAUGGCCCCAACAGUGCUCACUGGAACCGUCAGUAGUUUAAAAAUUCUUCUGUAACAAUCCCAUCAGCAUGUUCAGCAGCAACAAGCAUGUGAAGGUCUUGACAGAUCUCAUUGGUUUUACCCAUCAUGAGAUGUUUCUUGUAUGACAGCUUGGUAAUGAGACACAUUUUAUAGGCCAUCAGUUAGAACUGAACCAGCUGAUAUUCAUUUGCACUAAGUGGCAAAUUACUAAUGACUGAUUUCAGCUGAUGUCAUGACUUUUGCCUUUUGCGUCUCACUUUCAGUACUUUUUCCUUGUCAUUUCUCAUUAUUACACUUAAUUUAUUAUUAACUUAAUUUAUUGUCAUCUGUGGUUUGAUUUAUUUGCAUGUGUGGAUUGGAUGGGUUGUUACUGACAUCUGGUGAGAAUUUCAUGCCGGUAGCACCUUUAGAAAUAGAUUUACUUCAAAAAUUGGCGACGUUCAGUACUUAUUUCACCAGCUGUAUAUGGGUUGAUUAGUCUUACACUGUGUCUUCUCUUUCUGUGUCAGUGUCAUCACUCCUCAGUGGUUUAUUUGUCCUGAAUGAAUGUUACGCAGGGCUCGCUGCUAAACCAGUGAGCAGUGUAGCUCAGGAUUCAGUCAUUAGACCUCUUACAACCUCAUCUUUGUUUUACAAAAAGCAUUCUUUCAGUCUGAAAACUGAAAUAUUCAGACUGUAUGUUUUAUGUUAAUUCUUAAGGUGGUUUUAUAGGUUAGAGCAGCGGUCCCCAACCUUUUUUGCACCACGGACCGGUUUAUGCCCGACAAUAUUUUCACGGACCGGCCUUUAAGGUGUCGCGGAUAAAUACAACAAAAUAAAACUAGUACCG